Molecule: messenger RNA, 3327 nt
Organism: Chlamydomonas reinhardtii
Lineage: Eukaryota; Viridiplantae; Chlorophyta; Chlorophyceae; Chlamydomonadales; Chlamydomonadaceae
Exons: 14
Coding region: 230-3040 (936 amino acids)
Molecular function (GO): protein binding
Source: RefSeq, a predicted model, not a curated record
CUAUAAGUACACGGUACAACAUCUGAAGGUUCCAUAGCUUGCCACGAACCUGUCGCGACGUUUCAGAAGCUUGUGCUGUCUGUACGCUAUAUGCUGGCUUUAAUUAUCUGCUUCAAUGCUUAGAGACAGCCAAGCUGAAUUGUUAUAGCGCUGCCUUAAGCCUUUCGACAAAGCCGUCGGUAACCGCUCGGUUCAGCAGCAGAGCGCAGCGCCAGGCGACGCCGCAAGGAUGGGACUGUUCUCUCGCAAGAAGGAGCAGCCCGCUGGUCCUGCCACGCCGGGACCGGCACCGACGCAGCAGCAGCAUGGCUCGCCAGGCGCACCCUCGCCAGGCACACCGCCGCAGCCCGCUGGUGGAUACUCCACCGGCGGCAGCGCCGUGCCUGCCCCAGCGCCCCACCCCACCCCCCUGCACCAAGGCCCCGGCCUGGUCGCGCCCGGGGCGGCGCUCGCGGGCUCCAUUCCGCCCGCCGCCAUCUCCCCGGCCCCGGGCCCCGGCAUGCCGGGCCCGGCCAACCCCUCCUCGGCCGAGUACCAGCAAGAGCUGUUCAGGCAACACUACGACUACCUCGUGCGCAACGGCCUGGUGGCGCAGCAGCAGCAGCUGAUGCAGCCCGGCCUUACGCUGGAGGAGCAGCAGCAGAUCCUGCUUCAGCAACAGCAACAGCUGCUGUACCAGCAGCAGCAGCUCCAACAACAGCAGGCGAUGCUCCAGCAGCACGCCGCAGUGGCGCUCACCGCCUCCGGCGGCGGCGCGCUGGACCCCGCGGCGGCGGCGCACGCCGCCGCCAUGAGCGCCGGCGGCGCGCCCGGCCAGGCGCUGCUGUAUCAGGCGGCACAACAGGCCGCCGCCGCAGGCCGCCCACUCACACUCAACUUCGUCGCAGAGAUGGGGCAGCAGCCCGGGCAGCACGGCCAGGCGCCACUCGGCGCCAACCGUGUGUACGGCAUAAAGCAGCCACACGAGCACCCGUACGGCCCGCCGUACGACCCCAAUGCGCCGCAGCCGUACGUGCCGCCCAGCUGGCAGCCAGGUUCCAAUCCGUACGACGCGAUUCGGAUCCCGGCCCUGCCCGACAUGAAGGCCCUGCCGCCCGAGCUGCAGGACUUCCGGGACCAGUGCGCCACCGGUGUGCGUCAGGCGGUGUCCAUGAUCACGUCCAUGGAGCACCAGCUGUGGUGGGAGCGGUCGCGGAGGCAGCAGGCUGAGGAGGACUGCAAGGUGCUGCUGGCGGCGGUGCACACGGAGCGCGGCAUCGGCGACGCGCUGCUGGGCGAGCAGGAGCGGCGGCGGCUGGCGGCGGCGGAGGCGGGCGGCAAGCUGAGCCUGGCGGCGGACGAGCUGCCGGCAGCCAGCGAGGCCGCCACAGUGAUCCAGAAGCACAUCAGGGGGCGGCAGGCGCGCAAGGAGUACGAGACCACACUGCGCGACAUCCUGCGUGGUGUGGAUCCCUCGCUGGACCCGGCGGGGCUGCCAGCGGGCGCCCAGAGCCACAUCAGCAACGUCAACGCCACGGGGGCCAGCAGGCGCCUGGGGCUGCGGGCCGUGCUGGGAGGCCACGACCAGCUGCCCGAGGGCGUGAGUGAGCAGCAGGCGGAGGCGGCGGGCCACUACCGGCGGCAGGUGGACCGCAUCAGCCAGCGCAUAGCGGGGCACAAGGACGCGGGUGUGCCGCACCCCAACGACCACUCCGGCGACCCCCUGCACGCCGACGUCAAGCAGCUGCUGGGGGGCAGCUACGUAGCCAGCGGCGCGCAGGUGAUUGCGGCGUUGGUGCGGCGGUGCCGGGAGCUGCAGGCGGCGCUGCUGGAGGCGGUGGGGCAGCUGGAGGAGUCGCAGCUGAGCAUCAAGGGUCUGAAGGAGGCCAACGCCCGCCUGGCGGAGCUGUCCUCGGUGCGUCAGGACCUGGAGACGGCACGCGGCGACAACAUGCGGCUGGCGGGCACCGUGGCCAAGCUGCGGACCGUGCUCACGGCGCAGGCUGCCUCAAGCAACGCCGGCGCGGCGCGUGAGAACCCCUUUGUUGCGGCCUGGUACCGCAAGGCCUAUGCCGACACCGAGUGGCAGAAGGUGCCGCCGGGCGGCCCGGGCGGUGUGGCGCUGAUGGACGGCCCCGACGCGGCGGUGGAGACCUGGGACGACCUGCGGGCCAGCCUGCCGGAGCCGGUGCUCAUGCCGCGGGUGGCGGGGCCGGGGCAGCGCUACAAGGACCUGCUGGGGCUCAAGCAGGACAUGAUCAUGGCCGCCCAGCACGGCCCGCCCGACCCGCUGUACUCCAUGGCGGUGCCGGACCGCUCCGGGUUCGUGUACGAGCGCGACACGCCGCUCAUCCCCACACAGACCGCCGCGCCGCUCAUCCGGGAGAGCCUGCCGCCAGACACGUACAUGGGAGUACACGAGGAUCUGUAUCGCCGGGCUGCCAACGCACCGGGCUACGGCCAACCGCAACAGCAGCAAUACCCGGGGCAGUACCCCGGCCAGCAGCAGCAGGGGCCAAUGCUGGGGGCCGGCCUGCGCGACGCGGCCGGCAACCUGCUACCCUCCUCCGCCAACAACCUCCACAACUACCAGAAUCCAAACUACCACAACGGUCAAUCCGCUGGUGGUGCCUACGACAGACUGGUCGCGCAGCAGGAUGCGAUGCGGCGCGAGGCGGCGGCGCAGGCCGACGUGGCGGCGGCGAUGGCAGCUGGCGGCGGCAGUGGCGGACGCGACCGCUCCUUCUCGUACAAUCGGGACACGCCCGUCGUACCGGUGUACAGUGUACUGCCGCUGAUCCGUGAGGACGAAUUCGUACGGCGCUCCUCAUCGCCGGGCCGCGGCGCGCAGCCACCUCCCACGCCACCGCCCCAGUCGUACACACCUGCGCCGCCGCACUUCUCCACAAACCUGGCGUACGUGCGGGAGCAGGGCUACCCGCCGCCGCCGCCCGCCGCGGUGACAGCCGCCGCAGCGGCGCUGGCAACGCAGCACCUGCAGCCGCAGCCGCAGCAGCUGCAACACCUGCCGCCGCCCACACCGCGCGCAAUGUACACUUGAGAGGCUGCGUACGGGCGUCGUGCGGACCGUGCGGCAGAGUGGGUGGAUGGCGUGUGCGCGGUUGUGGCGGCGGACUGCCAGUCAGCUGUAGACUGAGGGUUUGACCGCGGCAUGGUUCCGGGAAUGGAGUUGGAGUUGGACAGCGGAGAGUAGGUUUGGCAUGUGGCCCGUAGCUGGGUACGCAGUGAAGGCAGUCGCGGCCACUCGUUGUACCGUCCGUGUGCUAUUGUGCAAGACUGAUGGGUCCACCGAAUGCUUUUGAGCAUGUGAUGUAAUGCAUGCGUGCG